GGAUAUUGUUGAAACUCUCUCUCUCUCUCCCUCCCCAUUUCACCGCUGUUUGAAUAUGACGAGCUGCAUCUAAAAAACCCCCACCCCAACUAAUACCGGGACCCUAUGUUAGCCAGAAAAGGAACGCUCUUGUGUGCAGUGAGCUUUCUGAUAGACACGCGGAAAGGAGAAAAAAAAGGAGGCAAAAGAAAGAUAAUCUCAUAAAACAAGCUUCCUUUUCCCAGCCCAGGGGUCUGAGCAUAGAGCACCAGGAGCUGUCAUUAACCCACCCGGGCUACAGACUUACAUGCCUCAGCCAAGGGCGAGCAGAGUUGGAGAGUUGGACUUCUGUGGGACCCAAGUCUGGGCUGGAUGGAUGGGAAUGGGGAGAAGGGGCGACCCAUUCUGCCACGGAGUCCUUCAAAUCCUGACUAUCGUUCUGUGCCUCCCAGCAGUUAGCUGCCAGUGCAGGAUUCUGAAGUGUAAUUCUGAGUACCUGUCAGCCACGUCUGGACUACACCUGGGUGGGGAAGAGUCGGUGGAGUUCUGCGUUGCGCUCCGUGCCUACUCUCAGUGCACCCGGAAGACGGCUCGCGCCUGCCGCGGGGACCUGGCAUAUCACUCCGCCGUCCACGGGAUUGAGGACCUCAUGAGCCAACACAACUGCUCCAAGGUGGGGCCGACCCACCCUCCUGCCCGCCCGCAGCCCACCUCGCAGGACUGCAUGGUACACUCGGAUGCCCCCGAGACCUGCAACUACGAGAAGAGCCUGUCGCAGCGCGGGAGGAGGGCCAACUACACGCACUGCGGCCUCUUCGGGGACCCUCAUCUCCGCACCUUCUCCGACGACUUCCAGACCUGCAAGGUGCGGGGGGCUUGGCCCCUCAUCGACAACAGCUACCUGUUCGUUCAGGUCACCAACGUGGCGGUCGUCCGGACCUCCAGCGCCACGGCAACGAGCAAGCUUACGAUCAUUUUCAAGAGCUUCCAGGAAUGCAUUGAUCAGAAAGUGUACCAGGCGGAGACAGACGACCUCCCCGCGGCUUUUGUCGACGGCUCGCGGAACGGCGGUGACAAGCACGGUGCAAACAGCCUCCGGGUGACGGAGAAAGUGGCCGGGCAGCACGUCGAGAUCCAGGCCAAGUACAUCGGGACCACCAUCGUGGUACGGCAGGUGGGCCGCUACCUCACCUUCGCCAUCCGCAUACCGGAGGAGGUUAUGAACUCUUUCGAGGACAACCAGGGCCUCCAGCUGUGCUUGCGCGGCUGCCCCACCAACGAGCGCAUGGAUUGGCGCCUGUCCCAGUCAAAAGGCAGCCGCACCCCGUCUCAGGGCCGAGCCCCCCAGGAGGCCUUCGCGCACGAAUCCGCAGCCGCCAAGUGCAAGGAGAAGCUGCCGGAGGAGGACCUGUACUUCUGGUCCUGCGUUUUCGACCUGUUGACCACAGGGGACAUGAACUUCACCCUGACGGCUUAUUAUGCUCUGGAGGACGUCAAGAACUUGCACUCAAACAAGGACAAGUUUCACAUUUAUCAGAGGACAGCUGAGCUUCCGCCGGGGAAUUCUGCUGCCGGGUUACCCAGCCCUCACUCCCUUGCCAUCGGACACUUGUUGCUGCAUUUCUGGCUGUGCUGCUUCCUGUUAUGUCUAUAGCCUCGCCACCGUGACUUCCCAGAAAUGGGCCCAUUAUUUCCCCUCCUCCCCCCCCCCCCCCAUCACUCCUUUCCUCCCUCCCGUUUUCCGUUGGUAUCACUAACGCCUUCCCGUCCCCUUGCCCGCUCACUCCUAAGUUAUUAUAAAGACUGAGAAUCACACACGCAUGCACACACACGUCUCUCUGUUUGCGCUGUCCGGAAUCGCCGCCUCGUCUGUGGCUGGGUCGCCGUUGGUUUUGUGGUUGCGUGUUUGUGGUGAUCCGUAGAGCGUUGGCGCAGUGCGCAGAGUUUGCACCAGGACACAGUGUUGGGGUAAACCAGGGCUGUGUGCGGAAGUUACUGUUCGCUCCUCCCCUUCCUCCCUGCCCCCAAUCCAAUUAAAUCUCAGCUCUAAUUUCCUGCCAGGAUUCCAAGCCCUUCCUACUCUCUCUCUCUCUCUCUCUCUCUCUCUCUCUGGUAGAACAGAUGAGGAAGCCAGUGUGAGGUUGCGGAUUUUGCACUUUACUGUGUUCCUGGCACUGGAAAGGCAGUGGUAGAACACUGGAUCCCAUCCCUCACCGACAGCCUAUCCCCCUGGAGAGGGGAACGGGCCGGAGGCAGAUCCUUCCAUUGUCACCGGUUGCAGCCUUGUCCUGACUGGCUGCACCAAACCCAUUGCAAUAAUUGUGGCAUGUACCAAGGCACAAUGAAAAACUUCUGUUUCGCGUGCCAUCCAUACAGAUCAUUUCAUUACAUCAGUGCAUUGAGGUAGUACAAGGGAAAACAAUAACAGAAUGAAGUGUUACAGUUACAGAGAAAGUGCAGUGCAGGCAGACAAGAAGGUGCAAGGCCAUAAUGAGGUAGAUUGUGAGGUGAAGAGUCUAUUGUACAUAGAAAAUAGAACAGUACAGCACAGUAGAGGCCCUUUGGCCCACGAUGUUGUGCUGAGGUAUAUGAACACCUCCUCCAUGAUAUAGAACGUAGAACAGUACUAGGGAACCGUUCAAUAGUCUUAUAAUAGUGGGAUAGAAGCUGUCCUUGAGCCUGGUGGUACGUGGUUUCAGAUUUUUAUAUCUUCUGCCUGAUGGGGGGGGGGGGGCGCGAGCACAGAGAGAAUGUCCAGGGUGGGUGGGGUUUUUAAUUAUGCUGGCUGCUUUAUCGAGGCAGCAAGAAGUAUAGACAGAGUCCAUGGAGGGGGUGGCCGGUUUCCAUGAUGUGCUGAGCUGUGUCCACAACUCUCUGCAGUUUCUUGCAGUCUUGGGCAGAGCAGUUGCCAUACCAAGCUGUGAUACAUCUGGAGGGUCAAAGGGGACACACCAAAUUUUUUUUCAGCCUCUUAACUUUUAACUUGCCCCUGACUGUGGAUUUUGAUGGCAGUCCAACUAAACCUUGGGUUUCUCCCCUUGCUUACUGAGUAAGGGGCCACUCUCACUUGUACGUCUAGGUAGUGGAUGCUGGCAGACUACUUGCACAUCAGGGGCUUCACAACACCCUGCUUUCACACUCUCUGUCCAGUCCCCACCUGGACAUCAUUUGCCCAGUGGAAGUUAACCCCUAUCCAGUUACUUUUCUCUCCCCAGUCCAGUGGUGUUGAGGUUAACUUCACGUGAAAAUGGCUAGCUCAGGAUGGGGCCUAGCACAUGUGUUUGGCUCAGUACCACACUGUGCCGAGCAGGGAUGCUUGGCUGAUCGGGUUUCACAAGUGUAAUGUCUGGUACCGGAAUACAUCAUCACCACUCAGCCUCGAUGGCUGCAGUCUUGUGUAGUUUGAAUCCACUUCUAGGGUUUGACCUUCAACACAGUUUCAUGACCUCCUAAUCUUGUAUUCACUGCAUUUGUACCUAGGUUUCCCAUAUACCGAAUCAUUGACCAACCUCUGCAUCAAUGCAUAAUAUGCCCACGAAGUACAGUUGGUGUUUUUCCACAUUGGAUUGAUGCCUAGUCUGACGAGCCAAUGCAUUGGUGCCUGAAUCGACCAUCCUUUCCCAUUGGAUGGUUUUCUGACCUGUUGCAUUGCUACUUGGGCUGCACACUACUGGUUUGCUCUCAACCUGGGUGCAUGCAUUACUCAGAAGCUGCCACCAUCACUUUGGCCCUCAGUCCUAAUUUUCCCCAAUUUGUCAGGUGGUACACUAACAGCAAAAGCAGGGUCAUGAUGGACGAUGGGCUCUAGCAGUCAGUGGUCAAAGUGAGGGCAACCCACUGACCAUGGCAGCUACAAUCCUUUUGUUUGGACCACUGUUCCAUCAGGAGUUUCCCCUGAAGGUGAUUAUACCUGUGCUGCAUCUGAUCCAGGGUUAACUGCAUAGGUCUGAAUUUCGCUCUGUUCCCAUUUCACUCUUUGUUGGACUGUGGGACAUCCACAGUUUAAUUUGCCUCCCUCAAUACCCCAUGUAUGGAGCCCCUCUCUUCUUCAUCAAUGGGGACUCUGCAAUUCUGGAGAGCCCAGACAGAAAAGAACUAGAAAGGUUCUCCUGUGUACGGGGAAACAAUAAGGAACUGCUUACCGUGGAGUGUUAAAGGGCACACGUCACAUAAAGCAGGCUGAGAGAGGAAGGGAGGUCUUGCACAGCGUUAACAAGUCAAAGUUGUGGUGUGUUUUCCAUUCCCAACACCUGAAGGAUCUGUCAUCAGUUGCACCACCCGGUGUCCUGGUGAAGCAGGAAAUCUGUACCGUUUGCUGUUUCAACAGUGAGAUUAGCUUCUGCCUGAGAAGUAGAGUUGAGGGAAAAUCAGCCAGGUUAUCUGCUUCUUGUCCAUUAUUGACCAUCCCUGCUGGAAGACUGCAAGGAUUGUCCCAGAUUGAUGCUCAAGUAACAAAACCACACUCUCUCCCAAUACCACCCACCCCAUUCAGGACAUUAACCUGCUGCAAACCCUUUACACAAACUAUUGGUCAUUGAUAGCUAUCUUGGUGAACUAAUUAUAUGUGCGUGUCUGUGCGCAUGCACAUGUGAGUAAACAUGGGUGAAUGUCCCUGCAUAUGCGAAUGUCUAGCGGCACGUGUGAAUGGGUGAGUUUAGUUGUGAGUGCAUGUGUCUGGGAGACUGUUCCUGUGUGUGUUGAUGGGGCUGUGUCUAUGGGCUGCUGUUGUCUAUGGUAGCUGACUUUUAGGAUUAAUGAGUUUAACAGAUUUUAUAGCUGCACAUAAAACGAGAUUCACUUCUAAGGUUUAUAUAAUUUGUUCUGAACAUUGCACUUCUGGUUAUUGGUUGACACAACAGUUGUUCUUCAAAGAUUACAGCCAGGCAAGGUGAGAAAAUUGGAGGUGAACUUAAAAAGGAUCAUUGGAAAACUCUGCAGCAGGAAUUUAACUUAAUUUAAAUGAGGUGAUGCCUCCCUGCAAAGUGUGUAAGUGUUCUGGGUGAAGGGUUGUAGGUUAUUGCUCCAAGGAGCAGUUUGACACAGUCCCUGCAGCCCCGUUGCUCGGUAACCCUUCACAUUGGUAUAGAGAAGACCCACAGUUUGAGAGGAGAGAUUCUGCAGAUGCUGGAAUCUGAAGCAACACACAAAAUGCUGGAGGAACUCAGCAGGUCAGGCAGUAUCUGUGGAGGGAAAUGGACAGUCGAUGCUUUGGGUUGAGACCCUUCAUCUAGAUGAAGGUCCCACUUUUACUCUAGCUUCUUGCAUGUUGCUCCAGUUUGAGAGUAUUAGAUUGAAAUGAAGGUAAAGAGGUCAGGUCCAUGGUGUUACCCUUCGAGUUGGAAGCUCCAGGAGGAACUAUUUGGCACUGUUCUUGCUGUUAAGGGCUGGACAGAACUGGGUCAGGAUUAAGAUGCAUCCAAUGGCCUUGAAUUUCCCCAGACCCUGAUAAUAAUGUGAACCUUCUCAUUAGAGGCUGGAGAGAUUUGAGCGACCCAACUAGAAUUGGAGCCAAGUCCAGUGAGUAUAAUCAAUUGAAGUUUUACAAUGGGCUUUCCAGCCUGACUGAACCUCGUGUUAUAAACUUAAACUAGCAUAUUUUACACCCAGGGCCAACACUUCCUGUGUUAUCCCCACCAUUAAGCUGUUGCUUUUCUUCUGUAGCUUUCAUGGUUUGGGUAUAAUGACUUAGACACUAACUGCUCCAUGCUCCCUUGCUUGGGGGCUGUGGCAGUGAAGGUGAGCUUCGGCCCAUGCAGUUUCAACACAGCUCACUAGAUGGCAGUCAGGAGCAGGAGCCCUGCCUGGCUCCAGAACACUGGCUUUCCAUGACUUGGCUAAACAAAAAUGCCAGCGCUGAGAUGAAUGUAAGGCACGGAACAACAAUCUUAAAUGUGAAAUGUCCCCUAAGUCUCAGUAACAAUAACGUAAGAGCCUGCAAAUAAAACGACUCUGUACCCCACUGCCUCUUUCUGCACUCCCCUACAGCCCAAAGGCACUUUAUGUGGACAACACUGUGUACUGGUGUGAUCAGGGCUCUUGGUGUGGAGUUCACUGCAUGGUAUGAUGUUAGUACCACUGUAAAUGCAGCGUUUUAUAUGGUUGGGUGUAAUUUAUAUUUGUUGAUAUAAUAUAUGGAGACUUUUGGUGAACAUUUGUGAUUGUACAUAUGGAGUAAUGUAAUAUUUCUUUAAAUAUUAAUGUCUGAACUUCUAACCCCCAGUAAAACCUAUUGAUGUGCUUUGGUUGCAUUAUUUUGACAUUUUAAGAAAGGAUUUGCAAGAGCAGACCUUUUUAAGAUUUCUUUGAAAUUUAAAGGGGUCUCGUUGGCACCCCUGUGUUGCAAUUAGUCCAGUGCAUUGAUGGUGUUUAUUGAGUUGUGCGCUGCUGUGUGUCCGUGGCAGACCACGCCAAAUUGACAAGCCCGGGUGAAAUCUCUCAUCCUUCCCCUUUUAAUUGCUUGCCGCACCAGUCUGUGUGCCCACGGCGCCCCUUUAAGAGAGUUUUAGAGGAAUGGCACUUUAUUUCAAUUGUGAUGUGAUGAUUUUAACAGUGACUGUAGUUCCGCUUUGUUUGAAUUGUUACAAUUAGUAGGCGUGCACUUCGGUGCCCAGGGAACGCGUGGCAUGGUACUUGAUGUUUCUGUGAACAAAUACUGGGAGGGUGGGGGGGAAGGUUGGGGAGGGGUACAAGAAACAACUCCAUUUUCUAUGUAUAAAUUCAGCAGGAGCUCCCUGCAUGUACAUAAUGUAAAUUAUUUAUU
This is a messenger RNA of Pristis pectinata (smalltooth sawfish), 6739 nucleotides long. RefSeq names its product repulsive guidance molecule BMP co-receptor a (gene rgma). The transcript has 4 exons. Gene Ontology annotation, cellular component: plasma membrane. The coding region runs from base 287 to 1633 and encodes 448 amino acids. Lineage: Eukaryota; Metazoa; Chordata; Chondrichthyes; Rhinopristiformes; Pristidae. The record is from RefSeq and is a predicted model, not a curated record. Gene Ontology annotation, biological process: BMP signaling pathway. Gene Ontology annotation, molecular function: coreceptor activity.